AUGAUUCUGCUCUUCAGUAACGUCCCCAUCGUUGUUCCUGUAGGCAUUGCACUUCUCCUUGCGAGCAUUUACAAAUGUUUGAUUUACCCUGCAUUUCUCUCUCCACUGUCGAAAAUUCCAAAUAUCCAUCCUGUGGCUGCAAUAACGUCAUUAUGGAUGCUCUGGAUCCGUUUUCGCAAUGUGGAAAAUGACACGGUUUUCCAAGCGCACAAGAAGCAUGGUCCGGUGAUCCGACUAGGGCCCAAUGAAGUCAGCGUCAAUUGCGUUGACGAUGGUAUCAAGACAAUAUAUGGCAAGGGGUUUGAAAAGACCCCGUAUUACUCCUUCUUUGCAAACUUCAACGUAUCAAACAUGUUUUCGAGUCUCGAGUCAAGGCCACACGCUAUCAAAAAGAAGCGAAUUGCAAAUAUAUAUUCGAAAUCGUACCUGCAGAAUUCGCCGGAUAUAGCAGUGAUCACCGCGGCCCUACUGAUGGAUCGUUUGCUGCCUCUUCUUUCACGGUACGCGAAGACUGGAGAGGCAUUCGACGUCAUGCCAAUCCAUCAAGCUUCCGCCAUGGACUCGGCCACUGCGUAUUUCUUCGGUCUUGAAAGCGCCACAAACUUCUUGCUAGAUGAAAAUUCUCGUCUGCAUUGGCUCAAGGUCUACCUUCGGAGUCGACCGCGUGAUUAUAUGUUCUAUCUUCAAGAGCUGCCCAUGCUUACGCGGUGGCUUGCAAACAUCGGCUUUCAUCUUGUGCCGCGAUCGAGGGAGAAGUACAAUGAUAUGGUAGAUGCUUGGUGUCUCAAAAUGUGUGACGGUGCCGAGAAAACCCUGUCCUGUGGCUGCACGACUGAGAUUGUCCCUGGAAAUAACCCGGUAGUCUACAGGCAGCUGAAAACCAUUACGUCUAAAGAGGGAUUGGCUUCGGAUGCGAAAGUAACUCUGAAUUGCUUUAAGUCCGAGGGCUCGACUGGUCCGACUGCAGUGCCUGAUCUGCGAAACAUUCGAUCACCCCAGCAACUGGAAGUGGCAAGCGAGCUACUGGAUCACAUCGUUGCCGCUCACGAGACUUUCGGUACUACACUGACCUACAUAUUUUGGGAGCUAUCCCGCCACCCAGAAAUGCAGCAGCGUCUUCGUUGCGAGACCCUGUCCCUUGGUCAAUACUUCCUUUUCCCCCAGGUUUCACAAAAUCGUAUAGGCGAGCUGCCCGACGCUAAAUCAAUCGAUGAGCAACCUGUCUUGCAUGCCAUUGUCAUGGAGACGCUACGCUUGCAUCCCGCUGUGCCUGGCGGGCAGCCACGACACACACCGCCAGAAGGUUACAUCAAACUAGGCAAACAUUCGGACAUCCCAGGCGGCGUUCGUGUUGGUGCCUAUGCGUGGAAUCUUCACAAGAAUCCAGACGUCUUUCCAGAUCCACUCGGAUGGCAUCCCGAGCGAUGGAUGCCUAGGGAAGAGUCACGACCAUGGCAAGGUACAGAUAAGAAGGAGCGCUGGUUCUGGGCAUUUGGCAGUGGUGCGCGAAUGUGUAUCGGAAGCAACUUUGCGAUGCAAAUGAUGAAAUACAUCGUGGCCGCUACGUACGUAAACUUCGAGACCAGUAUCGUGGAUGACGAGGGCAUUGAGCAGGCGGACGGAUUCAUUGCUGGACCCAAGAGCGACAAGCUGAUCCUCAGCAUCCGUCCGGCGCAUCGAAGCUCCCUUAACUCGGUGGCUCAGUGA
Molecule: messenger RNA, 1707 nt
Organism: Endocarpon pusillum Z07020
Lineage: Eukaryota; Fungi; Ascomycota; Eurotiomycetes; Verrucariales; Verrucariaceae
Exons: 3
Coding region: 1-1707 (568 amino acids)
Molecular function (GO): iron ion binding; heme binding; monooxygenase activity
Source: RefSeq, a predicted model, not a curated record